AUGGCGGCCUUUGUGACUGCUACCGACAUGUUCGGAUAUCCCAUGUCGGCUCCGGCAAACGCUUCCGCAAGCUUCUGGGACCCGAGUGCCGACAUGUCGGGCAUGGAAAUCGACUUCUCCUUUGGUCCUAAUGUCUUUCAAACUUCGGGACAUCGCCAUAUGCCUUCCUUUGACGCCUCGCAAAUGUUUCAAGAGUCUGCUGCCUUGCCGCCGUCAGGUAGCCAAGAGACUGCCCAGCCCAUCAAACGGACACGGCCCCUGGCUCCCAAACCUGUCAUGAACAAUGUCCAGUCCAGCUCGGCAGAUAUCUCCAUGGUGACGAACUCGUUCUCAACCCCAAUGGACGACCCCUUCGGUAUUAUGAGUCCCGGCGGAGUCGAUCCUGGUGUCUUAUUCGGUCGACCGCUAUCUGCAAACAUGGGUGCGAACAUUCCCGUCACACAAGGCUCGGCACAGUUUGCCCUUGCAGCGGCUGCUGAAUCACAAUCGAGAGCGCCUAUGCACGGCGAUAUUCGCCGCUCCCUCAGUACCAAAGAGCUGGGUCAAGGAAGGCCAUCCGGUCAUGCUUCUAUAAGUUCUCCGGUCAAAUUGAAUGGGAGGCUCAACGGAUUGCAACGGAGUGCCAGUGAGAAUCGUGGAAGACGCGGACUGGCAAAGCCGUCGUUACCCAAGCUCGCUCCUGCCAUACAGCCGAGGUCCCAGGUGGCCAAUGGUCCCGUUGCCGGCCCAAGUAGGCCACCGAGCCGCCCGUCUGGCAGAAUCUCGCCCCUGAAACAGCAGCACUCUCGCCUCUCAAGCUUGACGUCGAUACCUGAGUCGGCACCUCCGCGACCUCGCACGGCUGUGAAGUUCACGAUCGACUCGAGAGGCAGGGCGCGGGCCGAGACCACCAUGGUGAUGGAUGAGCCGCGACUGGAGGAGGUACGGAGACUACCGGUGACACGGGAAAUGCCGCGCAGGGAGAAGAGCUGGGAAUCCGAGGACGACGACUCUUCGACAGACGACGAACCAAUCAUUAUUCCCAGCCGAAAUACCUCGUUCGCAUUACCAGAUCCUCGUCGACCGUCGUCAGCCUCCAUGUUCCAUUCGUCUCGAAGGAGCGUUAGUGAACACAGCUCGAGUAGCUUGGGCGCGUCGGUUUCGCAGCACGAGGCUGAGAGCGAGGCGGAAACCGUGAUGAACGAGGCACAGGGAAAGGGGGGUGACGCAGCAAGCGAGCUGCGGAAGCUUGUUGAGAGCCGCCAAAAGCGUGGACAUCAGGCACCUGGCAGUCAACGAUCACAGCGAUAUACGUCGGGCAGUUUCCAGGAUCACCUCGGGGGUAUAAUGUCUCCGACGGGUUUCACGGAGGCCAGCCUACCCUCGCCGACGAAAGCGACGUACAACGUUCGAUGCGUCUGCAGGAACAGCACCGAUAGACAGGGAGAGUACAUGGUCCAAUGGUAUGACACCGUCCCCAGUCUGGCUCGUCAAGAUCGCCAGCCAUCACCUAUGAUGCUUCACUAG
Messenger RNA from Colletotrichum fioriniae, 1506 nucleotides. RefSeq lists its product as uncharacterized. Lineage: Eukaryota; Fungi; Ascomycota; Sordariomycetes; Glomerellales; Glomerellaceae. The record is from RefSeq and is a predicted model, not a curated record.